This is a messenger RNA of Puccinia triticina, 756 nucleotides long. RefSeq lists its product as uncharacterized. Gene Ontology annotation, biological process: microtubule cytoskeleton organization; mitotic cell cycle. Gene Ontology annotation, cellular component: cytoplasm; microtubule. Bases 1 to 756 code for a protein of 251 amino acids. NCBI's taxonomy places the organism in Eukaryota, Fungi, Basidiomycota, Pucciniomycetes, Pucciniales, Pucciniaceae. The record is from RefSeq and is a predicted model, not a curated record. Gene Ontology annotation, molecular function: GTP binding; GTPase activity; structural constituent of cytoskeleton. The transcript has 2 exons.
AUGGGAACCUUGCUGAUCUCCAAAAUCCGAGAAGAAUUCCCCGACCGUAUGAUGGCCACCUUCUCCGUCGUCCCCUCACCCAAGGUCUCUGAUACCGUCGUUGAGCCCUACAACGCGACCUUGUCGGUCCACCAACUGGUCGAAAACUCUGACGAGACCUUCUGUAUCAACAACGAGGCCCUCUACGACAUCUGUUUCCGCACCCUGAAGUUGGCCACACCCACCUACGGUGACCUCAACCACUUGGUCUCGAUUGUCAUGAGUGGUAUCACCACCUGUCUCCGAUUCCCCGGUCAGCUGAACUCCGACUUGCGUAAACUGGCCGUCAACAUGGUCCCCUUCCCCCGAUUGCAUUUCUUCAUGGUCGGAUUUGCUCAACUUACCGCCCGUGGGAGCCAGCAGUACCGUGCCAUCACUGUGCCUGAGUUGACCUCGCAUAUGUUUGAUGCCAAGAACAUGAUGGCUGCCUCAGACCCGAGACACGGCCAAUACUUGACCGUCGCCGCCUACUUCCGUGGUAAGGUUUCGAUGAAAGAAGUCGAAGAAAACAUGCUGUCAGUCCAAAGCAAGAACUCGAACUACUUUGUUGAGUGGAUUCCAAACAACGUCCAAACCGCUCAUUGUGACAUCGCACCUCGUGCACACAAGAUGUCUGUGACAUUUAUCGGUAACUCGACUGCCAUCCAAGAUUUGUUCAAGCGGGUGGCCAAUCAAUUCACGGCCAUGUUCAGACGUAAAGCUUUCCUGCAUUGGUAA